UUAAGGAGAUAUUAACGGAAAACACUGACCAAUCAGACCGCGCGUAUACCGUUGGAGCGCCCGCAGUAGCGUAGACUACGCGCUAGGCGGCCGCCUUGCUAAUAGCAAAUUUAUGGUUAAAGCGGCCAAUCGGACUGCAGAAAAUUCAAAUAUAAAUUGACAUUGAGAGAGUCUCCUUUUCAAACGGCGGUUACAAUUAUGGGAAAGUCGCAAGCGAUGUAAAUAUUGUUAUUAAUUAUUUGAUGGUAUCGAACGAUACGUUAAUGAGUAAGAAUGUCGGAUAGCAUUAAAGUUGCGAUUAGAGUGAGACCGUUAAUAAAACGCGAGAAAGAAGAGAAUCAAACGAUACAAUGGGUAGUUCAAGGGAACUGUAUUGUCCCGACCGAUUCGGAGAUGAAAAAACGUGGAGAUGGAGGAUUUUGCUUCGAUCAUAUUUUUGAUACCGAUGCAACUAAUAUGGAUGUUUUCAAUACUAUCGUGAAGCCUAUUGUCGAUGCUGCUGUGAAUGGCAUCAAUGGAACGGUGUUUGCCUAUGGGCAGACAAGCUCUGGUAAAACGUACAGCAUGCUCGGGACAUCCCAAGAACUCGGGAUAGUCCCACUUGCGAUUGAUUAUAUGUUUGACGCGAUUGGAAACACUAUCGGAAGGGAAUUUUUAUUGAGAGUAUCAUAUUUAGAGCUUUACAACGAAAGAGUCAACGAUUUAUUGAACAAAAAUAAUACCGAUUUGAAGCUUAAAGAGGACGGUAAUGGACAAAUAGUUUUACAAUGUAAAGAAGAAAUCACAAAUUGUCCAGAGAGCGUGAUAUCUUUGAUGAAGAAAGGAGAUAAAAUAAGAAGAAUUGGAGAAACUAACAUGAACGAACGUAGUAGUAGAAGUCAUACCAUAUUUAGAAUUACAAUCGAAAGCAGAGAAGCUGAAGGAGAUUCGGAUGGUGCUAUACAAGUCUCCCAAUUGAAUCUAGUAGAUCUCGCUGGUUCUGAAAGAGCACGACAAACAGGAGCAACAGGCGAAAGAUUUAAAGAAGGACGACACAUUAACAUGUCUCUAUCAACCCUAGGAUUAGUAAUCAUGCAAUUGAGUGAAUCUCAAGAUAGCCAGAAACAUGUUAAUUUUCGUGACAGUAAAUUAACAAGACUGUUGCAGAGUUCGCUUGGCGGUAAUGCUAUGACGGCUAUACUGUGCGCCGUGACUCCAGCUGCUUUGGAAGAAACUCAAUGCACUUUGUCGUUCGCAUGUCGCGCUAAAAGUGUAAAAAACAAGCCAGAAAUUAACGAAGUUAUGUCCGAUGCAGCACUUUUGAAACGAUACGCGAAACAAUUAUCGAAACUUAAAGCAGAAUUACAGAGAAUAAAAACAGAAAAUCGCGUAGCAGAAGUUAAAGAGAUGGAAUCGAAAUUACAGGAAAAAGAACGCGUCAAUCAGUUGUUGGAAGAGCGUAUAGAAUUGUUGAAGACGCGAAUCGUGUCUGGAGAUACUACGAAUCAAGAAUCGUUCAAGUAUAAAUCUAAACGAAGACAAACAUGGGGCGGUCCGGGACUGUUUAAUCAACAUUUGCCUUCUUUUAAGCCUGCAACUGAGUUAUCGCCUAUAAAAAAAAUGUCUUGCGAGAAGCCACAUAACAGGAAGAGUAUCAUUCAAUCCGCAGAUAUAAUAAAUCAAACAUUUCAAACGGCUUUCACCGAUUUCGAAUUGGAAUUAUUUGAAAGUGAAAGAGCUCGCGAAAGUAGAGGAGACGUUACCGACAGCGACGACGAAUCGUUCGUCACGAAACGUAAUCGUCGUGUUACAUUUAUGGAUGAUGUAUUAAUCGCUAGAUUCAAGGACAGUAUAACACCAGAAAAAAUUAAUCUUAAUAUAACACCAGAGAAAUGUGACACAGCAACUCAAACGCUAAGUUAUGAGGUGUCUCCUUCCACGCCAAAACAUAUUUUACGACAAUGUAUCGAAGAUUUAGGAAAGGAGUAUGCGGAACUCCGUCAAUUUACAGUUAUGGAGAAGCAACUGAUAUGCCAAGAAAAUAAUAAUUAUUGCACGCAUAACAAGGAGCCGUUACAGUCGAAGAAAUUGAAGUUCGAUUCCGAAGUCGCGACGGCAGACACUACGGAAUCCGUGAAACAAAGCGAAGACGUUACAUCUAAGGAGGACGAGUUCGAGCAGAUUAACGCCGAGUUGAAAGCCACGUUAAACCAAAUAUCCGCGAAAUUAGAAUCGGAGGUAAUUUCAGAGCGAGCUGCGAAAGAAGAAGCGAUUGAAAAAAUUUCGAAGCUAGAAGAAUUUAUUCAAGAGAUUGCUUCGGAAAGAAACAAAUUUAAACGUAUGAACGAUCAAUUAAUAGCUGAAUUAAAUCAAAAGACUGCCAAUUUCGAAUCGAAAUUUGGAAAUGAACAGGUGACGAUAAAGGUUACCGAAUUGGAGAAAAAGAUUGAAGAAGUUAGCAACGAAAAAGAUGAACUUGAACAUCUUAAUGCAGAAUUGCAAUCGACAGUUGUAUUAGAGCAAACCGAGCGUCGAAAGGCGAUUGAAAAGAUCUCUGAACUGGAAAAGGAAAUUGAAAAUAUAACGCGUUCGAAAUGCAAAUUGGAACAUGUUAAUACGGAAUUGAAAUCGAGGAUAACAUCGGACCAAGAUACAAAUCGAGAAGCGAUGGCAGUAAUUUCCGAGUUGGACAGACAAAAUAGAGAUAAUGAAGAAAGAAAAGAAAUGGAGGAUACUAAUUGUGAAUCAUGCGACGAACAAAAUGAGAUUUUAGAAUUGGAAGUGAAAAACGAUACGGAGAAAGAUGUAGAAAAUGUAAUUGUCGAUGGCAAAGGGGCUAUAAUGUUAGAUACGGAAUUAAAAAUGAGCGAAUCUAAAGAAAAUGUUCGAUUGGAAAAUCAGGAACUGAAUGAAACAAAAUGUAACGUUGAGAGUCUCGAACAGGAUGUAGAAACUCUUCGAAAGACUAUUUCUUUACUGAAAACUGAGAAUACGGAAAUAGCUGGCAAAUUAGCCACAGAGCAAGAGAACGCAAAGAGGGCAGAACUUGACCUUCAAAAAACAAUCGAUGAACUUUACAGUCGCAUCAGCGAAGUUACAGUGGAGAAAAUUAAUUUAGAAAGCAAUUUAGAAGCUUUGAACGACGAAUUGAAGUCCACGCGUUCUAGAAUAACGGAAACUCGAAGCGAGGAACAAAUAGUUGCGACGUAUCAAAAUAAAAUCGAUAAUUUAACAGCUGAGAACAUUGAAUUAUCGACUACUAUCGUGGAGAAGAAUAACGAGCUUAAAAGUAUCAAAGAAACCAAGUCGCUUUUGUACGAUCACGAGUGCAUUUAUAAGGAAGAAGUAGCUGUCCUCGCUCAAAAGAACGAAUGUUUAGAAUUACAGAAUAAUGAACUUUCUACGGAUUUAAUAAACAAAAUAGAAGAAAAUGAUGUGCUGAAGGAACGAUGCGAUAUAUUGAAAAGCAAAAUAGAUCAGUUUCAAUUAAUGAAUGAGAAUUCUGUCGAGAAUAGCGAGGAUCAUUUAAGAUCGCAGAAUAACAUGUUGAAGGCAGAAAUAGCAGAAUUGAAGGCGAAAAUGACGAUACUUUCUGAAGAGAACACUAAAUUUUCCAACAACUUGUUAGAAGCAAUGGAAGUUUUCGAUCGCUCUACAUCCGAACAAUUACGAGAUACAUUGAUAACAUUCAGCGACAGUAUCGAGACUGCAAAUUAUAUCGAGCAAAAUAUUGUACAGACAGAAAACCACGAAGUACUCGCGGGUAUAAUUACAACGUUACAGGAGAAAAUUGGUUACUUAACUCGCUUAAAUAAAAAGCUUAGCGACUUGAAAUUAACUUCCUGUAGUCAGUGCGCGCACUUAAGAAAUUUGAACGAGAGUCGCAGAGCUCUUAAACUCGAGAAGAAAGCUCUGACUCAGAAACUAGAGGACCUGCAAGGUAAAUUAGAUCGCAAGUGCGUAGAUGUCGAAAGGUUGAAGGGAAUAAUCAGCCGAGAAUUGAAUUCGAGCCGACACGAUGUUUCUGCGAACGUGAGUUUCGUGGACGAAGGAAACGUGAGCUUCGUCGAGGAGAGAAUUCGGAAUCUGAACGACGAGUUACAAACGUUAAAGGCAAAUCAUGAUAAAUUAUCGAUUCUGUACGAAGAUAAGUGUAACGAGUUUACAGAGUUCCAGGUUCAGGAAAAGAAGACCACGGAUGCAACGAGUACCGAGUCAAAGGAACGUUCGAGUGAGAGUAGACGUAGAAUAGAACAAAUACAGAAUCAUAUCGACCGAUUGCGAGACAAUAUGCACGAACUCAAGACGAAGAGCGUGGAUUUCACUGUUACGCUCGGUGAAUUGAAAAAUGAAAAAGAAAUGCUCUUGGAUGAAAUCGACGCAUUGAAAGCUGCUAACGAGGAGCUACGACGGGAAGUAUCUAGUAACGAGAUCGCCUUGAUAGAGAAAAUACGAGUUCUCGAGAAUGAAUUGUCUAACACGAGUAGCGAGAUGGAACAAUUUUUGGCGAGGGAAAAGGAUCUUGAACGCAAGAAGCUAACGUUAGAAACUGAACUAGAGGAACUGAAAGCGAAGGAAGAGAGUAAGAAUACAUUAGUUGAUCAAUUGAACGAGCGUAUAGAGUCUUUGAAAAAUGAAUUAGAUUUAGUUACGAGUCAGAAAAACUCGGAAAUAGAACAACAAGUCUCAGUUAGAAUCAAAGAAUUGGAAGUACGCGUAAACGAUCUUCAAUUGGAUAAAACGAAACAGGAAUGCUUGUACAAGGAAGUCCAAGAAAAAGUAUUCCAGAUAGAAAAGUCAUUGCAAGACAGCGAACAAGCAAAAUGUAUUCUCACGGAAAAAUUGCAAGCAGUCGAAACUGAGUUAACAGAUUCUAAAAGUAAAUUAGAAAGUAAACACAAAGACGAGCUUGAAUCGCUGUCUCUACAGUACGAGCAUCGUAUCGAAGAAUUUGAAAGCAAUCUUAAAACACUUAAAGAUACUUUAAACGAGCACGUUAAUAAAAAUCUGGAAUUAACGAGCGAACUUUCCAGACUGCGAGAUAUUGAGGAGAAAUGCAAUGCCACGAUCAUCGAAAACGAACGCGCAGUUAGCAACGAGAAAGUAUUAAUUAACGACAACGAAAAGCUCAGCGAGUCGUUGAACGACAUUAGAAAAUGUAUGACGAAAGAGUUAAGGUCGCUCAAGUGUAACAGAACUUCAGAAGAUCUCUCAGGUAAAUCUGUGAACGAGAUCUUCGUGAUCUUGCUACAGACGUUCGUGUCGAAAGAGGAGGAUAUGAUUAAAACCAUACGAGAAAGAUUUGAAAAAGAUAAACAGAAAUUGGUGGACGAGAAACAGCAAAGCGCGGAUACCGAGAAACGUGCCACGAUAUGGGCGAAGGAGUUGGAAGCGGAAAUCGAGAAGCUUCAAAAUGAAUUAACGGAACGGGAACGCGUCCAUAAGGAGUAUGAAAAUAAUAUUUCGCAAUUAGAGCAUCUUUUAAGAGAGAGUAACCACGAGAACGAGAUUCUCAAAAGCAACGUGAAGGUGCUCGAGGCAGAUUUGAACAACUGGCAGAUGGAAUUCGAGAAGCGAUACAAGGUCGACAAUAGGCAAGAAGAAGAUUUAUUUAUCGCUCAUAAAAAGGAGAAAGAAACCCAAGAGACAUUUAAAAACAAAGAAAGGGAAUUAGAGUCGAAGAUAGAAUCGGAGAAAGAGAUAUGCGAGAAGAAGAUAAGCGAUCUGGAGUAUACUAUAGAAUCUUAUAAAACAAAGAAUUUAGAGUUGAAUAGCACCGUCGAAGGGCUCGAGGCUAACGAAAAGCAACUGCAGAAUAUCAUAGAAGCGAACUCGAUCGAGAUUAAAAGGAACAAUCAAAAUAUAGAGAGGGUUAACUUGGAACUCGAACAACUCAAAGAAGCUUACAACGAAAUGAUUCAGAAAGUAGAGAAAAAGGAUUCGCAUAUAGAAGAGAUUGCAAAAGUUUUAAAGAAGAAAUGUGACGAGUUAUCAGAGUACAAGACGAAGCUUGAAACUAUAAUGCCAGAAUGCGAAACGUUAAAGGAGAAGAUCGAGAAACAAAAGUCGUCCAUAGAGCGAUACAAAGGUGAAACGGAGGCUCUGCUCGCGGAAAGGGAAGCGCAGUUGGAAAUAAUCAAAGACAAAUUGAAUUCCGAAGAGAUAAAGAAUGCUGGACUGGUCAAACAGUUGAACGAACUGAAUAAUAAGAACGUGGUACUGAUAGAGAAACUGAACGAGUUGAAAGAAAAGUACGAGGAGCUUAGACAAGAAAAUGCGAAGCUGGAGAGGAAAGGCAGGAACAGUACUAGCAAGAUGGAAAUGGAAGCGAAAAUAGAGGAGCUGAAAGAGACGAAUGGAAGGCUGUUGAAUAAUUUAGAAGGAGCGAGCAAUCGCGUGACCGAGCUUCAAGAGAUUAAAAAUCAGACGUUAAAAGAGGUAGCUGAUUUAAAGGGUAAGGUUGAAGUCUUAAUGAAAGAAAACAGCGAGCUUAAGACGACGUUGUCCAAAAACAGCAGUUUGAGUUCGUUGAUAGAUGAAAGUAAGUACAACGCGCUUCUAUUAGAAAAGAAUUCAAUCGUAUCAGAAUUAGAAGGUAAGAAAUUAAUGGCUGGCCAAAAGGAUAACGAGCUUAAAGAGUACGCGAGACAGGUCCAACAACUCACAGACAAGAACAAAGAACUGGACGACGAGCUGGAGGAAUACGCAGGAAUAAUUCGAGAACGAGACGAUGAAAUCUCCAAAUUAGAGAACAAAUUAUACUCCCGUCUAACAGAGAACGUACAUAUCAACGAGCUAACUGAGAAAAUAAGAUGCCUGAACGAAGUUAACGAGAAACUUCGAGAUCAGAUCGAUGGGUUCAAAAUGAAAUUGGAAAUGGAUGUAAGAGACGUUGAAACAACGCAGGUAAAGGAUAUUAUUGAUAAGUUGAAGUCGGAAAAUUUGGAACUGCUAACGAGAUUGAACGAUUACAAGAAACGAGAAGAAAACGCGAAAAGAAAAUUCGAGAUUCUUACGUCUAAUAAAAACCUUUACGAUUACGAGGAAAAGUGUCUGCAAUUGAAAAAGAAAAUUCACGAAUUGGAAUUGGAGUUGGUGUCAAAAAAUGGGAAAAUCGCGACGUUGGAGAUUCAAAUUCAAAGCGAGAGCUUCCCGUAUCAAAAGAAGUGCAAAGAAUUGGAAGAACACUUGCUCGCUUUUCGCACUAAGAAUGCAUAUUUAAAUUCCGAAAUAAGGAAACUACAAAGAACUCUAAACGAUGUUAAUACGUGGGAAUGCGAAGUGUGUAGACGAUGGCGUCUCAAUAGAAAUGAUCAAGCUUGCCAAACACUUCCCAACGAUUCUAUACGUUUCUGCAGCACUGGCAGCGGAAUUGUCGAGGAUUAUAUAAAAAUUCAAAAAUUGGAAAAAGAAAAAGCGUUAAUGAAAGCUCUAUGCCGUUCUCGAUGUCAACGUAUAAGAGAACUAGAGGAUAAAAUAAAGGAACUGGAAUCAACGUAACGUUCAAUUAUUUGAAACCCAAUUGAAGCAUUUGGAGUAUCAAAACUCAUCUAUAGCACGAGUACCUCAGGAUCGGUAGACCCGUACUACAGCUAUGCUCAAACAUAACUGCAGCCCCUGAGGGUAAUGUGUAGCAAAAUUCAUUAGACAAAUGAGAGAAAAGUUGUAUAUAUAGUUCUCUCGUAGUUUUAUUGUAAUAGGAUAUUCGAUGUCGUGUCAAUUCUUCGCUUUUAGAUCUUAAGUGCUUUAUGUUAAAUGUACAAACAAAACCUACUUAUCAAAUUUGUUUUGAGAUAAUUAUAAAACAUUUAAUUUCUGUCGAUUUUUAUUACAUCAUAUUACACUGUACAAUCAUAUAAACGAUAUUAUUACAAACAUUA
Hylaeus anthracinus is the source of this 7859-nucleotide messenger RNA. RefSeq names its product centromere-associated protein E. Gene Ontology annotation, biological process: microtubule-based movement; mitotic cell cycle. The transcript is spliced from 9 exons. Gene Ontology annotation, molecular function: plus-end-directed microtubule motor activity; microtubule binding; ATP binding. The record is from RefSeq and is a predicted model, not a curated record. Gene Ontology annotation, cellular component: microtubule. Lineage: Eukaryota; Metazoa; Arthropoda; Insecta; Hymenoptera; Colletidae. The coding region runs from base 274 to 7479 and encodes 2401 amino acids.